Messenger RNA from Toxotes jaculatrix (banded archerfish), 4898 nucleotides. Its product is annotated as serine/threonine-protein kinase D3-like. Gene Ontology annotation, molecular function: protein serine/threonine kinase activity; ATP binding. Bases 638 to 3319 code for a protein of 893 amino acids. Lineage: Eukaryota; Metazoa; Chordata; Actinopteri; Toxotidae. The transcript has 19 exons. The record is from RefSeq and is a predicted model, not a curated record. Gene Ontology annotation, biological process: protein phosphorylation.
UGGAGCCGCUCGGUCACGCCGCUGCUUGGCAGAGGAGUUUGGAGACAGAACGGACGUUUAAAAAGUCCAGCGGUUUGAUGUCCCCGGUCUCUUUCCCGCUUCCAGACCCAGAGGACCGAGCGCGGAGGACGAACCGGGGCUGUGGUCGUUAAACUGGGCCGUGGAGCGGUCCGAUCAGCUGCCGCUGGAUUUUCUUCGCGUUUCAACCGCGAUGGAAGCGGAAAAGCCGCCCAGCUCUCAGAGAUGCUUCCAGUGAAAAGAGAAACUACAGAUCUGCAGCAUUUCACGGUUGUUUUCCCUCCACUGCUGCUCACAGCACGAUCAAGAGUUUGAUCCUGCAGGAGGCCUGAGGAUUUAACUGUUUUAUAAAAAAGACUCUUUAAGGUUGAACCCCCCCUCCAGGAUCCCAAACUUUUAUUUCACUGAUUUUUCUGGUCCAGUUCUACCUCAGAGAUGCCCGGCAGCAAUAGGAAACUUUACUUGCAGAAUUUUAAUGGUGAGAAAUGUGAAUUGGGUCAAACGAGGGGGCAGAAAACGCUCGGCUGACGAACAAACCCGAGCAGCCGGACACGUUUUUUGGAUGUCGUUCACCUACGAGGCCUCUCUCCUGCCUGGACGACGUCACAGAUAGCAGCCAAUGUCGGCCGACAACAGCCCACCGCCACCGCCAGCCUCGCCGCGGUCUUUCCCCGUCCUCCCCCAGCACGCCGCCCCGCCUACUCCGUCGCCAUCACCCAGCCCGCCCACCACCCUCUGCAGCCGGCUGUCUAAUGGCAGCCAGACGGCCCCCAGCCCCACGAACUCGCGGGGAUCCAUCCAAGGCGUCUCCUUCCUGCUCCAGAUCGGACUCACCAGGGAGACCGUCACCCUCGACCCCGGAGACCACUCACUGUCUGCUGUCAGGGAGCUGGUCUGCUCCAUCGUGGAUCAGAAGUUCCCUGAAUGUGGAUUUUUUGGGAUGUAUGACAAGAUCCUGCUCUUCCGUCAUGACCUGAACUCAGACAACAUCCUGCAGCGGCUGACCUCUGCAGAGGAGAUCCAUGAGGGCGAUCUGGUCGAGGUGGUGCUCUCCGCUCUGGCCACAGCCGAGGAUUUCCAGAUCCGACCUCACACGCUGUACGUUCACUCCUACAAGGCCCCGGCGUUCUGCGAUGACUGCGGGGAGAUGCUGUGGGGACUCGUCAGGCAGGGCCUCAAAUGUGAAGGAUGUGGACUGAACUAUCACAAGCGAUGUGCGUUCAAGAUCCCCAACAACUGCAGCGGGGUAAAGAAGAGACGGCUGUCCAACGUGUCUCUGCCGGGCUCCGUCAUGUCUGUCGCCCGUCCGCCGUCCACCGAGUUCACCCCGACGCCACAGGAGGAGCAGCGCCCCCUCUUGGGUGCCGGUAAGCGUAACUCCCUGCUCAGCGGUCGUCCCAUCUGGAUGGAGAAGAUGGUCCUGGGACGGGUCAAAGUCCCCCACACCUUCUCCGUCCACACCUACACUCGUCCUACCAUCUGCCAGUACUGCAAACGCCUGCUGAAGGGACUGUUCCGCCAGGGGAUGCAGUGCAAAGAUUGUAAAUUUAACUGCCACAAGAGAUGUGCAGCCAAAGUUCCCCGGGACUGCCUCGGUGAGGUCGACUUUAACGGAGAGCCAGCCAGUCCCAGUCUGGACUCCGAGGCGACGAUGGAAGUGGACAACUGCGACGUCAACAGCGAUGGAGGUCACAGCAUGGACGAGCAGGACGAGCCAACCACACCCGAAGACAAGCUCUUCUUCAUCGAGGGUCCCUGCACCGACGGCGAGAAAGACGAUGAGACGCUCCGAGCCAUCAGCCCGUCCACCAGCAGUAACAUCCCUCUGAUGCGCGUGGUUCAGUCCAUCAAACACACCAAGAGGAAAAGCUCCACGGUGGUUAAAGAGGGAUGGAUGGUGCACUACACCAACCGCGACAACCUGAGGAAGAGACAUUACUGGAGGCUGGACAGCAAGAGUCUGACUCUGUUUCAGAAUGAAAGCGGAGCCAAGUAUUACAAGGAGAUCCCCCUGUCCGAGAUCCUGCAGGUGGAGCCGGCCCAGGACUUCGGCAGCCUGCCUCAGGGCAGCAACCCGCACUGCUUCGAGGUGAUCACGGCCAACAUGGUGUACUAUGUUGGGGAGGACAACGGCGGCCUGUACCACAACCCUGUCCUGGCGGCGUCUGGCGUUGGACGGGACGUCGGCCAGAGCUGGGAAAAGGCCAUCCGACAGGCGCUGAUGCCCGUCACGCCCAAGGCCAGCGUCGGCACCGGGCCCGGUCAGGGGAAGGACCACAAGGAACUUUCCAUCAGCAUAUCAGUGUCCAACUCCCAGAUACAAGAAAAUGUGGAUAUCAGUUCAGUGUAUCAGAUCUUUGCUGACGAGGUCCUCGGAUCCGGACAGUUUGGGAUCGUCUACGGAGGUAAACAUAGAAAGACUGGCAGAGACGUAGCGAUCAAAAUUAUUGACAAAAUGAGGUUUCCCACCAAACAGGAGAGCCAGCUGAGGAACGAGGUGGCCAUUCUCCAGAACCUCCACCACCCUGGCAUCGUUAACCUGGAGUGCAUGUUCGAGACGCCCGAACAGGUGUUUGUCGUCAUGGAGAAGCUUCAUGGCGACAUGCUGGAGAUGAUUUUAUCCAGCGAGAAGAGUCGACUGCCCGAACGCCUCACCAAGUUCCUGGUUACACAGAUCUUGGUGGCCCUCAGACACCUUCACUUCAAGAACAUUGUUCACUGUGACCUGAAGCCAGAGAACGUCCUCCUGGCCUCAGCAGAACCCUUUCCUCAGGUGAAACUCUGUGACUUCGGCUUUGCUCGUAUCAUCGGGGAGAAAUCUUUCCGCCGUUCGGUGGUCGGCACUCCCGCCUAUCUGGCGCCUGAGGUCCUUCGCAGCAAAGGCUACAACCGAUCUCUGGACAUGUGGUCAGUCGGCGUUAUCAUCUACGUCAGUCUGAGCGGGACAUUUCCUUUCAACGAGGACGAAGACAUCAACGACCAAAUCCAGAACGCUGCCUUCAUGUACCCCCCCAACCCCUGGAAGGAGAUCUCAGAGGAGGCCACAGACCUGAUUAACAACCUGCUGCAGGUGAAGAUGAGGAAGCGCUUCAGUGUGGACAAAUCACUGAGCCACCCCUGGCUGCAGGACUACCAGACCUGGCUGGACCUCAGGGAGUUUGAGACCCGUCGAGGUGAGCGCUACAUCACUCACGAAAGUGACGACGCCCGAUGGGAGGAGUACGCUGACGAGAGAGGCCUGCACUACCCCAAACACUUCAUCAUGUCACCAAACCUGGACGACAUGGAGGAAGACCCUUAGUGGCUGCAACUGGGUCAGCAUUUCCUAUGAUGAUGCAGCAGACCCCGAGGAGUCCCUCACCAUGGAGACUGUGAGCUGUCCCCAUGGUGGCGUGGGGUAACAUGGAUGAUGAGGAGGCGUCAGUCAGGCAGCUCUGUGAGGAAACUGUGAGAUUCUCACUGUGGCGACAAAUCAGGUCCAGAGAAUUUUUUUUUUUUUAAACAGAUUUCACCUUUUUCCUAUUUUUUCUACAAGCCAUAACAACCAGACCCUGUGAGCCCAAAUCUGGAGAGAUUUCUUUUUUCUCCCCAGAUUCAAAGUUCAGUCUCUUAAGUAACUGACUUCACUGCCAGUUGAGCCACAGAAGGGCUAGCUAAAAACCAAUCCAGAGACUUAACACACUUUUUCAGCUCAAAUAGCAUAUUUUUUUAUUGAGUCCUUAAUUGCAUUUUAGAUUUCAUAGAGCUGUGCAGGGGAGGAAACAGUUGUUUUACACACUUAGAUAAACAUGUCCUUCAAACUGGAAUACAGAAGAAACAAAUAUGUCUUGAAGAUGUUCUGACUAUAAUGUUUUGGGUUUUUUUGGGAUGUCUUUGCACUAUUGGGAAACUUUUUUAAAGGAGAAAUAACUGAUAAUAACUUUUGGUUUGUUCAUCUGCAAAAGAAUGAUUUCUAGUUUCCCAAGUUCUUCGUUUAGUUUUAUGAGAAUUCAGUUGAAGGACAAAGUCUACAGUCAAAUCAGCGGCCAGGCUGAAACACUGAAAAAUGGAGACAACAAAAACAAACAAAAAAACACAACAAGUGUUCGGAUGUGCAGCAGGCCUCUGAAAGCUUUCCAAGUAAACUUCAGUUUUACAUUUCCAACACUCGUCCCUGAGUCCAACCGACAGUAAACACAGAAACUAGCCUCUCAGAUUAGCUUCUGGAGCUAAUGCAUAGAGAUCUGCUAGCCAGCUACCAAGCCUAGCAUGCUAAGGUUAGCAUGUGAAAAUACUCAAUGUUAACAUGAACUGCUAACAUUAAUUAUCUCAGGAAAUUGUGUAGUUUAGCGUUUUAGAAUUUUAACAUGCUAACUUUUAGCAUGUUAGCAUUUCUCUGAAAGUAAAGUUUAGGGUGGAAGGAAUUUAUCCAUUAAUUUCAGACGUAUCCUCUGGGUACCAUGAAAAUCUAAUACAUCUAACAAACCCACAUUACUGUCUAUGAAGCUGCUAACAUGGUUAAAAUGAAGUUUUCGCUCUUUUUCAAACAGAUGGGAUUAUUUUAAAAUGUUGCUGCAGAAGUUCAGAUUCAGCUGUGAGAACUUUGUUUCCCUACGACCGAAUGAAUCGAUCAGAAAAGUCAGUUCAGGACCAGAUACCAGGCUGCUGCAGAUACUCAGAGGCUAUAAUACAAACAUACUUUUGCAGAAAAACAAAUUUUUUAAAGUUAUUUUCAGACUGAUUCUUUCUGAAACUUUGGACGAAGACGAGCUGAGAAUUUAGCUGCUAUUGUUUUUGUCUUUCUGUGGAAACUUGUCUGAGAAAAAAAAAAAAAAACGGCUGGACUGUAGACCAGCGUUUUUCCUGAGCUGACCUCAGCCUGAGAAUUUAUUUCACAUUUU